Molecule: messenger RNA, 1748 nt
Organism: Hipposideros armiger (great roundleaf bat)
Lineage: Eukaryota; Metazoa; Chordata; Mammalia; Chiroptera; Hipposideridae
Gene: SAMD13
Product: sterile alpha motif domain containing 13
Exons: 5
Coding region: 440-748 (102 amino acids)
Biological process (GO): negative regulation of DNA-templated transcription
Cellular component (GO): nucleus
Molecular function (GO): chromatin binding; histone binding
Source: RefSeq, a predicted model, not a curated record
GGUGCAGGGAGAAUUCUGCAGUUUUUGGACUCGUGAUUCAUUCACUUCCACUAAUUUUGCUGAAGGUAGUUAGCAAAAGUGAACAGGCACACUGUAGCUUUAAAAAGUCAGCCAUGAACCAGAAGGCAGUUGGUGCAGCUUGUGUGUGAUUCCUAACGUCAUGUUGGCUGAGAGCCAGCCUGGUUUUAUUUCACUGUGUCAAAUUGUACCUCCUUAUUGAAUUCCUUUGCCAGCCUACUUUGUGAAAGAAAACAUUGGGGUUUCUUUGGCUGUUCUUGAUAAGCCUAUAAAAAAUGACAUGUUUUAGUUGCUUCUAGAAAAUGGUGAAUAUGUAACAGUUUCCAACUGAAGUGAAAUCAUUCUUUUGGCAUGGAGCAGCAGCACUAUCUUCUGUCUACUCUGUUACGUUGCUGAAGUAAAGGAACCCUGCAGCCUUCCCAUGCUAUCUGUUGACAUGGAAAACAAGGAAAAUGGCUCUGUCGGUGUAAAAAACUCCAUGGAGAAUGGGAGGCCACCCGAUCCUGCAGACUGGGCUGUGAUGGAUGUCGUCAAUUAUUUCCGAACAGCGGGAUUUGAGGAGCAAGCUAGUGCUUUUCAGGAACAGGAAAUUGAUGGAAAAUCCCUGCUAUUGAUGACAAGAAAUGAUGUGUUGACAGGACUUCAGUUAAAAUUGGGGCCUGCUCUGAAAAUCUACGAGUAUCAUGUAAAACCUCUGCAGUCAAAGCAUUUAAAGAACAACUCUUCAUAGUACAGUCAAAUUGGGGUCUUAGACCUCAAAAAAUACAUAAUGACAUAAUUUAGUUUCAUGUGAUGAAACUUUGUUAACAGAAUACAUACAUGUGUAUUUGUAAAGAAUUUCAAUCAAAUGAAAUGUUAUCCUAUUGGAUAGACUAGGCAAUCCAUCAGCUGACCUGAAUUCAGCCAGGAGGAUCAAGGACAACAGAAUGGUUUUCAUUGUGGAGUUUGUUAAAGAGAGUGAAAAAAAUCAAUCUUUGACAUGAUUAGACACCCCUCUUCAGAAAGGCUUUGAACUCAUAAGGAUUUUCUUCAUUUCUUCAUAGAUUGCUUUCCCAAAAUCCUUAAAAAAGAAUUUAAUGGAAUGAUCAUCUUUUGGUUACAGACUUGGGGAGGGGGAGAAAAGAGAACGGGAUGGCCGUCGCCCUUGAAUUCCUCUGCUUCUUAGUGCUUGUUAUUUGGAUGGAAUUGCCAACACCCUUUUUUAUAGAGGGUCCUCACUUGACCUUAUUAAGGUUUCACUGGGAUAUGCUGCGAUGUUUGAAGUGAACGUGUAUCAUGGCCCCUUCAGGAGCAGAGCUAUAGCUCUGAAAAAAGAAACUCUGUUGUAUAUUGGGGGUAACCAUCCAUAUUCAGUUAGAUGUCACAGGGGGCACUGAUAUUUUCUGCAUAAAAUUACUUUUAAAUUGGGCCUUUGUUUCAAAGAAAACAUUUUAUCAUUCUAUGGUUUGUAUUUAUAAUAAUUUGUUUCUGAAGAAAUUUGCCAGGAGACACAGAUCAAAAAGCCUUGUUACUAGUACAGAAUAUUUUUAUAUCUAUUCCUUCAGGAUGGUGUAAUAUUUUUUUAAUUGCUCUGAUGCUUUGUUUGAUUCUUGGUUCGAGUACUUGUUUUUAAGAACUUGAAGAAGUGAGCUUGUUACAUCUCUGUUCAAAGAGACAUUUGUUCAAUCUCUGUGUGUCAAUGCCUUGUUAGAUUGGUGCUUUGUGGUUGCAAUAAAGCAUUGCUUCAGUUU